AUGGGUGUCGACGACCGGACUGGAGAUAUUGAGCUUUCGACUGUUCCUGUACAGCCUGAGGAUAGCCAGGAUCUCGAGACUUUGAAUGUCUUUGGUAGAGCCGAAGAUGGUGAAGUCUUUUCUCUUCCUCCAGCUGAUGGUGGUAAGGAUGCAUGGCUAUUCCUGGCUAGCUGUGUGAUAUUUGAGGCCGUCUCUUGGGGCUUUCCUUUCAGUUUUGGUGUUUUCCAAUCAUAUUACGAGCAACACUUUGCAGGCAAUGGUUCCAGCGUCGCAGCAAUUGGUACCACUGCGACCGGUCUGUUGUAUGUGUCGGCUCCUUUCUGGUUCAUCGCUUUGAAAAUGAAUCCUCGAUACCGUAGACCAAGUGUCUUUGUCGGCUUUGUCAUAAUGAUAGCUUCCCUUAUCGGUGCAUCUUUCGCAAAGUCAGUCAGCCAGCUCAUCGCAACCCAAGGUGUAAUGUACGCCAUCGGUGCUUCCAUGCACUACUACCCUCUGUUCAUUUACCUGGAUGAGUGGUUCGUGCUGAGGCGUAACUUCGCAUUCGGAUGCAUCUGUGCAUCUUGCGGCGCUGGAGGUGUCAUCAUCCCCUUUGCUCUGGAUUGGGUGCUUCGCACGUACGGCUUCCGCACUGCAUUGAGGACGUGGGCUGUUGUUGCCGUAGUGCUCACCACUCCAGCACUCUUCUUCAUGAAGCCACGCCUACCUGUGCGACACCACACCAACGUUGGACCACAAAAAGUCGAAUUCGGCUACCUGAAAAGCAGAACUUUCUGGAUCUUGCAGAGUGCCAGUAUCAUCCAAGGACUGGGAUUCUUCUUGCCGAGUGUUUACUUGUCGUCUUUUGCACAGGCAGUCGGGUUCACUGCUGUAGAUGGUACACUGGCCAUUGCUUUGAUCAACGGCGCACAGAUUAUUGGAGCCAUGUUCAUUGGCUACCUCGGCGAUCGAUGCCAUGUUACCACGGGUAUCCUUGUCUGCAGUAUCGGCAGUGUCGUUGCCGUCUUUGUCUUCUGGACCUUCGCCACCAUCAAGCCCAUGCUAUUCGUGUUCGCAAUUCUGUAUGGUGUUUACGCAGGCGGCUACUCGACAACAUGGUCCGGCGUGGCAAAGACAAUUCGCGAAAAUGGAUACCCAGGCGCUGAGACUGGUAUGAUUAUCUCGCUGUUCAGUUGUGGCAAAGGAAUCGGUGCUGUGGUCUCGGGGCCCAUGAGUGAAGCAUUGGUCGAGGCAGAUCAUUGGAGGUCCAAUGCGCCUUUUGCUUUCGGAUCUGGCUAUGGUUCGCUGCUUGUGAUGACGGGUGUCACGGCGUUCGUGGGUGGUUCUGCAUGGUACGCGAAGCAGUUCAAAUUGAUCAACUAG
This is a messenger RNA of Aureobasidium namibiae CBS 147.97, 1359 nucleotides long. RefSeq names its product MFS general substrate transporter. NCBI's taxonomy places the organism in Eukaryota, Fungi, Ascomycota, Dothideomycetes, Dothideales, Saccotheciaceae. The transcript is spliced from 2 exons. Bases 1 to 1359 code for a protein of 452 amino acids. Gene Ontology annotation, biological process: transmembrane transport. Gene Ontology annotation, molecular function: transmembrane transporter activity. The record is from RefSeq and is a predicted model, not a curated record. Gene Ontology annotation, cellular component: fungal-type vacuole membrane.